Molecule: messenger RNA, 5242 nt
Organism: Patella vulgata (common limpet)
Lineage: Eukaryota; Metazoa; Mollusca; Gastropoda; Patellidae
Product: zinc finger protein 664
Exons: 2
Coding region: 248-1411 (387 amino acids)
Source: RefSeq, a predicted model, not a curated record
AUGUUAAUUGGUCUUUGUGAUGAAAGCAAGGUUUCCAAGUUCACCAAAGACAAAUUGUCUACGCUAUCAGAGUGACUGGAAUGUUUCCAAGUUGAACGGAGAAAAAUGUCUACGAUAUCAGAGUGACCGGAAGCGGAAGUUAAUACCCCUGAUAAAUAUAGCCGACCUAUCACGACAUUAACCACACAAACUCGGCGACAAAGAAACUAUAAAAUUAAAACCACAUACACAGAAGUGAAAAAUUGCCAUGGAAACUAAUAAUGUUAAAUCAAUUUACCAGUGUGUUGUAUGUGAUGAGAUUUUUCAACAACUUGAUGAUUUAGAAAAACACAAUAAAGUACAUGUUAAAGAAGAGAAAACUGAUGAUGCAGAUGAAUAUUGUCAUGUUAAAGAAGAGAAAACUUAUGAUGUAGAUGAAUAUUGCCAUGUUAAAGAAGAGAAAACUGAAGAUAUUGAAACAGUUUAUCAGUGUAAUUUAUGUGAUGAAGAAUUUAAAUCUGACAUUGAUUUAGAGAAACACUGUGAAAUACAUGUUAAAGAAGAGUUGAAAGCUUAUAAUGAUAGUGAUGUAGGCCUACAAUCAGCUGACAGUCAGGGUAUUGAUGUAGGCCUACAAUCAGCUGACAGUCAAGGAAGUGAUGUAGGCCUACAAUCAGCUGACAGUCAUGCUGUAACAAAAUGUUUUAAAUGUGAUGUUUGUUGUCAAUUAUUUAGUCAUACUACUGGCCUACAAAACCACAAAAGAAUUCAUUCUGGAGGAAAACCUUAUAAAUGUGAUGUUGGUGGUAAAAAAUUUAUACAGCGUAUUCAUCCUUAUAGUCACCUGAAAAGCCAUACUGAAGAGAAGCCUUAUCAAUGUGAUGUUUGUGGUAAAUCAUUUAUUUAUGAUGGAGGCCUACAAAACCAUAAGAGAAUUCAUACUGGUGAAAAGCCAUAUAAAUGUGAUGUUUGUGGUAAAUCAUUUUCACAAAGUAGUCAUAUAUACAGGCAUAUGAAAAUCCAUACUAGAGAGCCAUCUUAUAACUGUGAUGUUUGUAGUAAAUCAUUUGGUUAUAGCGAUUACUUGAAGCAGCACAUGAAGACACAUACUGUUGGAAAACCAUAUAAAUGUGAUGUUUGUAGUAAAUUAUUUUCAAGUUCUGUUGGUGUACAGCAACACAUGAGAAUUCAUACUGGUGAAACACCAUACAAAUGUGAUAUUUGUAGUAAAUUAUUUAGACAAAGUUGUAGUUUACUGAAACAUGUGAGAACUAAUUGUGGAUCAUUAACACAGAAAAUUAAUCUUCAGAAACCGAUAAAAACUCCAACUGUAAAAAGACCUGUUCAAUGUGAUGUUUGCAAUAAGUCAUAUACUGAACCAAGUACUCUACGGAAGCACAUGAGAAUUCAUACUAAAGAGAAACCAUUUUAGUGCGGUGUGUGUAGUCGAUUAUUCACCGAAAAUAGUUCUCUACACAGGAGAAAACUUAUAAAUGUGAUGUUUGUGGUAAAUCAUAUACUGACCGAGGUAGUCUACGCAAACAUGUGAUAAUUCAUAUGGGAGAAAACUUAUAAAUGUGAUGUUUGUAGUAAAUCAUAUACUGACCGAGGUAGUCUACGCAAACAUGUGAUAAUUCAUAUGGGAGAAAACUUAUAAAUGUGAUGUUUGUAGUAAAUCAAAUAAUUAAGCAUAGUACAGUAUGGAAGCACGUGAGGAACCCAUUCACUGAGUAUGGUACUGUUCAGAAAUAAAAUAAAACCAAGUACGAACAAUCCAAACCAUAAGACAGAAUUCGAAGUCCUAAAAAAAGUUAUAGGCAAAAUAGUGUAUUCAAGCAAAAUAGUGUAAUCAGCAAACGGACUGCUCCUCGUGUACGAAUUACACGACAAACAGUGGUAACAGGUGUCUGGAAGAGUAAGCUUACAACUUAUACUGGAAAAAAAACUUUCAAUGUGUAUAGUAAAUCAUACACUGAACGAUACUCCAUAUGCGAGACACGGAUGGAACAUGUGCCCUAUAUUAUUGAAUACGGAAAUGUUUCUUGAUUGUUUUUAGAACAUUAAGGUUUAGACUACUUUUUUAUACAUUUCACUGAUGUGGUUACGUGUAUAGUUGAAUUUUACUGAUUACAUUUGUAUUUCGUGUAGCAUAUAGCAGAUCAUGACUCAUGUUGGCAUUGCACAAUGGUUUCUUUGGGUUGUAUUCAGUGAUGGGAUUUCAAAAUUAUACUUGUCGGACAUUUUACCGAAAAUAAAGGGGCAUAACUCUUAUCGUUAUUUAAGCAGACGAAUUCGUACCACAAUUAAAAGUCACAUGUCAAAAUAUUCAAAUCCCGUACGUAAUAAAAAUAGGUGAACCUCGCUAUUUUUCAUAUUUAAUUCCCGUACAGUAUUCAAUUCAUACCACAAUUAAAAACCACAUGUCAACAAAAUAUUCAAAUCCUGUACGUAAUAAAAAUUGGUGACCUCGCUAUUUUUCACACUUAAUUCCCGUACGGCAUUCAAAUUUAUGUCAGUAAAUGUCCUACAAAAUUAAGCAUUUUCGUGAUAUGUUGAAUGAAAGCUUACCGAUCCUGCUUCGGCAUCAAAUUCACAACCAUAAUAUUCCUUUAGAAUUACGUGUCUUCGUUUAUACGACAGCAAAUGAAUGCAGAACUUCCGAAAUAGUUAAAUCACUUGUAAACAGGCAUAGCUAACUUCAGCGAAUAACACUCUUUCAAAGUCACGACAGAGUGACAGGCAUCAUAGGCAACACAGCAGAAUGAUUGACGCCUACAAAUACGUUAGAAUUUCUGCUCAUAUAGUUAUUGGUAGCCCCUCCCCUUUUUGUUAUUUUGCUGUGUGCGUACUAGUCACGGUCACCCAGAAACUCCUAGUCUUCAACAUAUUCGUAGAAUAUUUUUCUGGAUAAUAGAGACUAAUAGCCUACGUGACUCAUCACACGGCUUCAUAGUAAGCACUGCCUAAUAAUAAGUUAAGCAAUAUUCGUGCCGCGCUCGAGAUCAAGGGAAAGUGCCACCGUGGAUGAGAAUUUCUAUAUGGAUUCUUAAAAGACGUAAAAGAUAUCGUAGACAAAAUGACUGUCCAUUGAUUUAGGGUGUUAUUUACUCUUAUGAUAUGUGACAUCUAUGAUUAGUUUAUUAUAGAUGAUGUUGGCUCACAUCAAUGCGAUUAAGAUGCCCGAUAAAUGAGGUGGAUUAAAAUUAUAAUCAUGCUUAUUGAAUUGAUGAAUAGUCCGACAAAAGGAAAGCAAUGACUUAUGUUUAAGAUUAGAUUGAUGAAUUGUCCGACAAAGGAUUAAGUCAGUCAAUCAAGGCAGAUUAAGUAGUUAAAUCAAGGUAGGUUUAUACUAUAGACGGUAUAACACGAUAAAUACGUUGAUCACUUAAUUACCUAAUAAACCCAGCGUAUUAUCGACAAUAAUCGGGUUGAGUGGUAGUUAUACACUCAGUAAACUAUAUUAAUUUCGGAAUUUUGAAUAUUAUUCACCAUGUCUUGAUGUCCGAUUGGGCAUAUUCCCGGUCGGACAAUUUUGGGCGUUUGGAAAAAAGAUUCGAACAAGUCCGGAAUAUACGGGCAAAAUCCCAUCACUGGUUGUAUUCCUGAUUGUUUUCAAAUUUGAGUGAAGUUUGUGUCAGUACAGACCCGGGACUGUAGAGCGCGGCUAGCCCCUGCAUCCAUUCACUUUUUUUUAAUUGUCCGUCUGUUUGUGUUUUCCUGAGUAUGAUUUCUUGUCCGUGUAUUUGUUUUUGUGUAAAUUUUGUGUGGUGCAGUCCCCCUGCACUUACUAUUAUAAAUGUGAUGUUUGUAGUACUUUUAGAAAACGUACUGGUGAAAAACUUUUUGUAGUUUGAUCACUUGUUGUGUAAAAAUAAUGAAUUAUAUUUGGAUAUUUAAUUAUUAUACAGUAAACUUUGCUAGUAGAUAAUUUCCGUUUUGGUGCGAGUAGAUACUUCAGUUUUGUCGCCAUCUUUUAAAAAUGUCCUAAAUUUUCUCAGUGUCUCGUACAGCAGACAGCGAGUUACAAAUUUUCCUUGAAAAUUCUAUUAUUGCGUUGUAUCAAAUAGGCUGAUUUGAGUCAAAUAAUAGGGGAAAGUAUUUUGGGCCUCUGUGCAUAGAAUACCCAACUGCGUUUUAGACCAUCGGUACGAAACUGGCUCAGUCAAAUUCUGAUCAUACUGUCGAUCCGAUUGAAGUGAAGGACAAAAGCCGGAAUUAGAUCAAAUGGACUGAAUAUUUUGAUCCAACUUACGCGCAGUAGAAAUUUAAUAAGAAAAACAUGCAGGAUCAAAGGGUCCAAACGAUUUUAUCCGAGUUGAGCAAAGAUCUGGCUUAUAAGAAUCUGACUGUAUAAUAAUGUUACCAAUGAAAAUGUUUCCAUUGUCGUUUAAAGAUAGAGAAUUAUAUUUUGAUGUAAUAAUGUUACCAAUAUAAAUAGAGAAUUAUAUUUUGAUGUAAUUAUGUUACCAAUGGAAAAUAAAAGAAACAAAUGCAGUUUCUUGUUUAAAAUGUUGAUUUUGUGCUGAGAAUGUAGCAACAACAAUUAUUAGUUAAUACUUCAGUUCCAUCCAAGGUUUCCACUUUUCGCUGUCAUACAUAUUUGAUAAUGCACGAAAACUUUGCAAAUUAAUUUCAUACUUCAUGGGUUUGAACAUUGUGAAGGCUCUAAUGACAAAAAUUUUCUUUUGAUCCAUUUAGAUUGGUAAAAAUAAAGGAAUAUUACGGAAUUUCAGCAAUUUGCGUAUACAUGUAUAUAUUUACUAGAGUUAUGUCCCUUGUUUCAAUUUGUUGAAUGGCCGAAUGGUUAAUGUGUGCGCUCUAUAUCCUAAAGUCUGUCAUUGAGUCAACUGACAUGGUUUCAAUUCCUUGGUUGUAUGUGACAAGGAGUAGGGUCGCCUGUCCAACCUCAUGGGUUUUCUCUGGGUCCUCCGGUUUCCUCCCACUGAUAAAGACCCCUAUGCGCAAGAGAAUUAUUGAAAUAAAGACCCCUAUGCGCAAGAGAAUUAUUGAAAUAAAGACCCCUAUGCGCAAGAGAAUUAUUGAAAUAAAGACCCCUAUGCGCAAGAGAAUUAUUGAAAUAAAGACCCCUAUGCGCAAGAGAAUUAUUGAAAUGAGAUUCAUUCAAUCAUAUGUAAGUCCCGAAAUGACCUAGUUUGUGUCGAGUGGACAUUAAACCCCAUCUCUCUCUCUCUCUCUCAAGAGAGUUGAUUGUUGCUUGUCAUGCCAAUAAAUGUCUAAAAGCUACGUCCUACUCUUAUAUCGA